AUGGCAGAGAAUUCACAACAAUUCAGUUCGAGAGAGGACGUCCCAAUACGUAAGGUGAAUGAGAUAGAGACAUUCUCUAUGCAGCAGCAGCUAACUGCGUUGACCUCGUUUGUUAGGCAACUGGCUGUAGGGAAUGCAUCUCAGGCCAGAGUGUGUGGGAUUUGCACUGGUAUGGAUCACUCUGCAGACAUGUGCCCAAUGCUUCAGGAAGAAACUGCAGAACAGGUGAACAUGACUGGCCACCCGCCCGCGCCAAGAAAGCAGUACGACCCUUACUCAAAUACCCACAACCCCGGGUGGAGAGAUCAUCCCAACCUCAGUUAUGGAGGAAAUAGGCAGCCCAACUUUGCACCGAACAGGCAGUCUAACUUCGUGCCAAAUAAGCAACCAGGGUACCAGCAGCAAUACCAACCUCGACCACCUCCGCCCCAGAGCUCUGGCCCAUCUUUGGAGGAGAUGAUGAAACAAAUGAUGGCAACCAUGACACAAAAUCAGCAAAGGACGGAGGCAACCAUUAUGCAAAAUCAGCAAAGGACGGACUCCGAAAUGCAGGACAUAAGGAAUCAGAUAAGUCAAAUGGCCACAACAAUUAACCGUUUGGAUUCCCAAAACCAAGGUAAAUUGCAGUCUCAGCCCGAAUUAAAUCCGAAGAACGUGAGCGCAAUGACUCUAAGGAGCGGGAAGAAAAUUCAGGGGCCUGAACUUGUGAUCCCUAAGGAUAAGGAUGAGGAAAAGAUUGAAAAUGAGCUUGAGAGGGAGGACAGCAAUGGUGCAGAUCCAAAGGUACUUCCAGACCCAAUAAUUACAGUUAAAACUAACCCACCUCCUUUCCCUAGCAGGUUGGAAAAAUCGAAGAAGCAGGAUAAGGAGAAGAAGAUUUUGGAGAUGUUUCGCAAGGUAGAGAUAAAUAUUCCCCUCUUAGACGCCAUCAAACAAGUACCAAAAUAUGCCAAAUUUCUAAGGGACUUGUGUGUCAACCGAAGGCGAUUGAGAGGAGAUGAAAGGAUCAUUGUUGGGGAGAAUGUGUCAGCGGUCCUGCAGAGGAAGCUUCCACCCAAGUGCGGGGACCCAGGUCCAUUAAAAGAAACUGGAAUAAUCAUUAAAUUAGCUGACCGAACUAAUGCAUAUCCUGAUGGGUUGGUUGAAGAUGUAUUGGUAAAAGUUAAUGAUUUGGUGUUUCCAGCUGAUUUUUAUGUACUUGAUAUGGAUGAUGAUCACUCCCCCGAUCCAUCACCUUUGUUGUUAGGUAGACCCUUUAUGAGUACAGCACAAACAAAAAUUGAUGUUAAUAAGGUGCAGGAAGUGUUUGAAACUGUUGGCAGGGAUGAGUUGAAGGUGGCUUUAACCAAGCACCUCGAGUUGGAGACAACUCCUGAGGUGGAGUGGAGCGAGAAUCUAAAAUGCACAGUAGGUGCAUUACACUCAUUGCCGACCACCACAAAAAGGUAUGAAGUCUUGCCUAUUUUUAUUCCCGAACCUCACCAGAGGGUAUUGCCAUCUGUGGUACAGGCACCUGUUUUGGAAUUGAAGCCCCUACCAGAGCACCUGAAGUAUGCGUAUCUGGGUGACAAUGAGACACUCUCGGUGAUUAUUUCGUCAGCAUUGUCAAAAAUUCAAGAGGAGAAACUGAUCCGGGUCCUUAGAGAGCAUAAAGAGGCGAUAGGUUGGACAAUCGCAGACAUUAAGGGGAUCAGCCCGGCCGUCUGUAUGCACCGGAUUAGACUGGAAGAGGAUGCUAAACCUGUUCGGCAAGCUCAGAGGAGGUUCAACCCCCUCAUGAUGGAAGUUGUAAAGAUAGAGAUUUUAAAAUUGUUAGAUGUGGGGAUCAUUUUUGUAAUAUCAGACAAACCGUGGGUGAGCCCGGUCCAGGUAGUCCCAAAGAAGGCAAGAAUGACGGUAGAAGCUAACCAAAUGGGUGAACUCGUGCCAGUGCGCAAGCCCACUGGAUGGAGGCAAUGUAUAGACUACCGUAGGCUAAACGCCGUCACCAAAAAGGACCAUUUCCCUCUCCCUUUCAUUGACCAAAUGGUUGAACGUUUGUCUUGUAGGGCUUACUAUUGUUUUUUGGAUGGAUUUUUAGGAUACUUUCAGAUAGCAAUUGCCUCAGAGGAUCAAGAGAAGACAACAUUCACGUGCCCGUUCGGGACCUUUGCCUAUAGACGAAUGCCAUUUGGGUUGUGCAAUGCGCCUGCAACGUUCCAGAGGUGUAUGGAUGUAGCUUUCGAGUUUGAUGACAAGUGUGAGAGAGCCUUCGACAAGUUGAAGGAAUUGUUGACCUCACCUCCAAUCAUCCAGCCCCCUGACUGGAAUUUACCAUUUGAGAUCAUGUGCGAUGCCAGUGACCAUGCUGUAGGGGCUGUAUUGGGGCAGCGAGUAGGAAAGGCAGCUUACGUCAUCUAUUAUGCAUCCCACGCCCUGAAUGGAGCCCAGUUGAAUUACUCCACCACUGAGAAGGAGUUUCUUGCAGUUAUUUUUGCUUUAGAAAAAUUCAGGUCAUAUUUGUUAGGUGCUAAAGUGAUUGUAUUUUCUGAUCAUGCAGCAUUGAGAUACCUGAUGACCAAGAAAGAUGCGAAACCGAGACUCAUACGGUGGAUAUUGCUCCUACAGGAAUUUGACCUGGAGAUAAGGGAUAAAAGAGGGUCAGAGAAUUUAGUAGCCGACCAUUUGAGUCGUAUCCCCGUUGGAGAGGAUAGUGAACCAUUGAAGGAUGCAUUCCCUGAAAAGCAUUUAUUUUCUUUAAAUUCUCAAUUGCCUUGGUAUGCUGAUCUGGUCAAUUAUUUGGUAACCGAUAAUUUUCCUGCAGGUUGGCCAAAAUCGAAGAGGGAUAAAUUGAAGAGCGACGUCAAGUAUUUUAUCUGGGAUGACCCGUACCUGUGGAAGAGGUGUGCGGAUCAGGUGAUGAGGAGAUGUGUAAGUGAAAUGCAAUUUCAAUCGAUUUUAGCUUUUUGUCAUACUUUUGCCUGUGGACGUCAUUUUGGACCCAGGAGAACUGCUCAUAAGGUUUUAGAAAGUGGAUUUUAUUGGCUUUCAUUGUUUAAGGAUGCCUAUGUGUUUUGUAAGACAUGUGAUAAAUGUCAGAGGAUAGGCAAUUUAUCCCGAAGGGAUCAACUGCCACAGGUGCCCAUGCUUUUCAUUGAAAUUUUUGAUACUUAG
Molecule: messenger RNA, 3153 nt
Organism: Coffea arabica (coffee)
Lineage: Eukaryota; Viridiplantae; Streptophyta; Magnoliopsida; Gentianales; Rubiaceae
Source: RefSeq, a predicted model, not a curated record